AAUGUGUGUUAUAGUUAUACUUUCAUGUAGCCUGGGCAGAGAUGUUUGUGCUUUACGGAGUACAGCAGCUACUCCUUUUGCAGCCCUGUCCAAGCCAAUCCAAAUUAACUGAGUUGAGAAGGCAGCAGAAACCAACUGGAACCAACAGGACGACUUUAAUGCAUAUUAUUGCACACGUUUGCCCUUUGCGGCUUUGCUGAUGCACAAAAGUUUAUUUGUGUAGUGGAGUAAACUGAUAAUUUGGCCCCGGGUUGCGGUAACCUCUUUCUGAAGAGCUAGCGCCUGUACAGCCUGUGAUAUCCCUCUUAGGUGGAGACCAUGGGGUUGACCAAGCAGUACCUGCGCUAUGCUGCCAGCGCUGUGUUUGGAGUAAUAGGAAGCCAGAAGGCCAACAUUGCAUUCGUCACCAUACAAGGAGGAGAAAAGGGACGCUUUGUGGCGGUUGCUGCAUGCGAGCAUGUGUUCAUAUGGGACACACGUAAGGCAGAGAAGGUUCUUAUCCUCAAGGGGAACAAGCACGAGGUAACGUGCCUCUGUCCCUCCCCUGAUGGCGUCCACGUUGCCGUGGGUUAUGAGGACGGUGUUGUGCGAAUCUUCAGCCUAGUCAGCGGCGAGAGCAGCGUGUCCUUCAACGGGCACAAGUCCGCGGUCACCGUCAUUCGCUAUGACGCUCUGGGUGCUGGGCUGGUGACCGGCUCCAGGGACACGGAUGUGAUAGUGUGGGAUGUCAUUAACGAGUGUGGUCUGUACCGACUGAAAGGACACAAAGACGCCAUCACGCAAGCCCUGUUCAUCAAAGACAAGAAUCUUCUCCUCACAUGCUCCAAGGACAGCUUUGUGAAAUGGUGGGACCUGGACACCCAGCACUGCUUUAAGACCAUAGUUGGACAUCGCAGUGAGGUUUGGGGGAUGGCACUGCUGAACCAAGAGAGUAGACUGAUUACAGGCUCAGCUGACAGUGAGCUCCGAGCCUGGGACAUCAGCUACCUACAGGAGGGCAAAGAGGCUGGAGAACCAAAAGAAAAAAAAGGGAAAAGCCUACUUGGCGAGGAGGGGGAUGAGGAGGAUGAAGAAGGUUUGGAUGAGAGCCCUGUGGAGAGGAUCUUGAGUUGUAAUAAAGCUGGCUCUCUGCUGAGGGAGGCCAGGGACCGGGUGGUCUCCAUGACCACUGAUGCAGAGGCCAGGAUUCUCGCGUGCCAUGGCACAGAAGCGGUGCUGGAGGUGUUCAGUGUGCUCCCAGAGGACGAGGUGGAAAGGGUGAUGGCCAAGAAGCUGAAGAAAGCCAAGAAGAAGGCCAGGGAUGCACAAGCUGCAGGGGAGGAUGUGCAAGAUCCAGUGGUGGAGAGGAAACUGGCAAAUGAGAUCGUCAGACUGACCAACAUCAAGGCGUCUGCCAAGAUCAGAUGGGUCGACUGCAUAAUGUGUGCUGGCGGGGAAUUGAAGAUAGCCAUGCUGCUUCAGAACAACACAGUGGAAACCUACAGCCUCAAGACAUGGAACAAGAAUCCCACUGGCACUAAGACGUCUCGCCUGACGCUGGGGGGGCACCGCACCGAUGCCCGCACGCUGGCCUUCAGCUCAGACAACAUCGGCAUCCUGUCUGCCUCUGGGGAGACUGUCAAAGUCUGGAACAGGUCUACCCUGCAGGUGAUUCGUACUAUGGAGUGUGAGUACGCCCUCUGCUCCCUGUUUGUCCCUGGAGACCGGCAGAUCAUCUUAGGGACCAAGAGUGGCAAGCUUCAGAUCUUUGACCUUGCGUCCGGAACCCUCCUGCAGACAGUUGACGCCCAUAGUGGAGCGCUGUGGUCCCUCUGUCUGUCUCCCGAUCAGAGGGGGAUAGUGACUGGCGCUGCAGACAAGACUGUUAAGACGUGGGAGUUUGAGCUGAUUAAAGAUGGAGAGACUGCGCAGAAGAGGCUGACAGUUAAACACUUGCGUACACUGCAGCUGGAAGAGGAUGUGUUGUGUGUUAAGUAUUCACCUGACCAGAGACUGUUGGCGGUCUCUCUGCUGGACUGUACCGUCAAGGUCUUCUACACAGACACGCUCAAGUUUUUCUUGUCUCUUUAUGGACACAAGCUCCCAGUGCUCUGCUUGGACAUCUCUCAUGACAGUGCCUUGAUAGCGACUGGCUCUGCAGACAGGAAUGUCAAGAUCUGGGGUCUGGACUUUGGGGACUGUCACCGGUCUAUGUUUGCCCACGAUGACAGUGUCAUGUUUCUUCAGUUUGUCCCCAAAACCCAUCUGUUCUUCACAGCGGGGAAGGACAAGAAGAUCAAACAGUGGGAUGCCGACAAGUUUGAGCACAUCCAGACUCUAGAGGGUCACCAUCGGGAGGUAUGGUGUCUGGCCAUAAGCCCUAAUGGAGACCACAUUGUGUCGUCGUCACAUGACAAGUCCCUCAGGCUCUGGGAGAGGACCAGAGAACCCAUCAUCCUGGAGGAGGAGAGGGAGAUGGAAAGAGAGGCUGAGUUUGAGGAAAGCCUGGCCAAAGGGGACGAACCUGUGGUUCCUGGAGAGAACAAAGAAACAGAGGCAGCACCUGCAGCAAAGAAGACGAUAGAGACUGUCAAAGCUGCAGAACGUAUUAUGGAGGCUCUGGAGCUGUAUAGAUCAGAGAGCAGGAAGAUGGAGGAGCAUCAGAUAGCCUGUGAGUCAGCUGGAAAACAGUUGCCUCCACCCAAGGCCGAUCCUAUCCUUAUGGCGUUCGGAAAUGUUUCCGCGUCUCGCUACGUCUUGGAUGUGAUUAAAAAGGUUCGAUCCAGUGAGUUGGAGGUCUCUCUGCUGGUCCUACCAUUCCCCUACAUACCAGACUUGCUCUCUCUCUUCAACCUCUAUGUCCAGGACGGCCUGGAGGUGGAGCUAGUGUGUCGCUGCCUCUUCUUCCUGCUCAGGAUCCACUUUGGCCAGAUUUCCAGUAACCAGAUGCUGCUGACCAUCAUAGAUGAGCUGAGAACCAACACCAUCUCUCAAGUCAGAGGGAUCCGGGACGUUCUGGGGUUCAACAGUGCUGGUCUCCAGUUCCUCCAGAGGGAGUUGGAGAGCAAAGAGGAUGUGAUGUUCUUUGCCGACGCCACUGGCCAGCUUGAACAGAAGAGGAGAAAGAGGAAGAAGAAAGAGAGGGCUGUACUUACCAUCACCUAGAUCGCCACAGAAAUCAGAGGAAUCAGAAACUCUUUUUAUACGUACCGUCUUCCCCACAUCACGCCCAGUAGGCUGCUGCCAGCGUGGCUUCAAACAGAGUUACUCUGUUUUAUAUCCCAACUGUUAUCUGAUUCUGAUAGGACAUAACAAUGACAUGCUUGGUUUCCCAAAUAAACUGUCUAAGUUAA
Molecule: messenger RNA, 3332 nt
Organism: Esox lucius (northern pike)
Lineage: Eukaryota; Metazoa; Chordata; Actinopteri; Esociformes; Esocidae
Gene: wdr3
Product: WD repeat domain 3
Exons: 24
Coding region: 319-3144 (941 amino acids)
Biological process (GO): maturation of SSU-rRNA
Cellular component (GO): small-subunit processome; Pwp2p-containing subcomplex of 90S preribosome
Molecular function (GO): protein binding; snoRNA binding
Source: RefSeq, a predicted model, not a curated record